AUGAACAGCUUGAACGACCUCCCCCUCAACAUGAACAGCUUGAACGACCUCCCCCUCAACAUGAACAGCUUGAACGACCUCCCCCUCAACAUGGGCAGCAUCAGCGACUUGCCUCUCAACAUGGGCAGCAUCAGCGACUUGCCUCUCAACAUGAGCAACAUCAACGACAUGAGCUUGAACAUGAACAUGGGCAGCAUGAACAACGCGGGCGAAAUGAGCACUAGCGCCGUGAAUAUGGGCAACGGUGGAGAUUGUAAUAGCAGGACGCAGCAUAUGCUGUGCAAGUACCUGAUGCUUGACAAAGAACAAAAGAACAACGCAGCGGCAAGGCCUGAUUUCUCAGGCAACAACAGGGACCUAAUGAGUGGCAAUAACAUGAUGGACGUUGGAGUAGACUGUGAACAGCAGGCUAACAUGGGCAACAAAAUGAUGAAGGAAAAGGAAAACCCCGACAGUAAUGUUAGCUGGGAAAAUUUCUCUCUAUUCGGAAAGGCCAAAAGUUUGGGUGCAGAGAAGGACUAUUUCAAAAUUUUCAAUUAUGGAAUGUGUAACAGUUAUGACAAGAAGUUGUUUGAAAACUACGACGUGCACAAGAGCGAAAUGGACAAAAUCGAUAAAUCCUUGUUUAUUCUUUAA
Messenger RNA from Plasmodium fragile, 636 nucleotides. RefSeq lists its product as uncharacterized. The record is from RefSeq and is a predicted model, not a curated record. NCBI's taxonomy places the organism in Eukaryota, Apicomplexa, Aconoidasida, Haemosporida, Plasmodiidae. The transcript has a single exon. Bases 1 to 636 code for a protein of 211 amino acids.